Molecule: messenger RNA, 1698 nt
Organism: Ictalurus furcatus (blue catfish)
Lineage: Eukaryota; Metazoa; Chordata; Actinopteri; Siluriformes; Ictaluridae
Gene: lrrc58a
Product: leucine rich repeat containing 58a
Exons: 4
Coding region: 609-1664 (351 amino acids)
Molecular function (GO): protein binding
Source: RefSeq, a predicted model, not a curated record
UUACUUUUCUGCAUGGGACUUUCUCAAAUUAUUCCUUUAUUUCGAAAGGAUAAUUUGUCAUAUGUAGUUUAGAGAAUGUUGUGGGGUUUUUUUUUUCUUCGUCCACAUGUGAUUUUCUCACGCGAUUCAUUCAUUUUCAUGUCUUAACUGUGCACAUGUAGGGCACGUGAUCGGGAUUUUAGGUUGUUAUAAUAUUUUUGCAUGGUGAUAAAUGCCAUUUUUUCACACGUAUGGCAUGUUGUUUUGUUUUUGCGAUGUUCUCACGUGAUUUAUUUAUUUCCCAUGUUCCUUUUUCACCUAUUCUUCAGUUUGUGUUGCGUUCACGUGGGGCAUAGUGAAAGGCACCGUCACGCGCGCGGACUCUGACCAAAGAUCGUGCCCGACGUCACGCGCUGCAUAAAUAGAGCCUGCGUGUGCGCUCGAGACUCGUUUACAGACUGGAACCGAGCAGCACAUCUAGACAGAUUUCUACUGACCUUCCCGAGCAGAAGCUCGCGCAUCAGCAAACCGCUGCACCUGCCCAGCUGUGAUGUUACAGUAGCAGCUGUACGAUACACUGUACAAACAGCUGUAUUUAUUUAUUUAUUUAUUUAUUUGCACGCGGAGCAAUGGAGUCUUUCCCCAGAGUCAGUGAAGGAACCCUGGUUUUAAACCUUUCGGGUCUGCAGCUGGCCGACUUGAACCUGGAGCACAUCACGGAGCCGCAACGCAAACAGAUCCAAGAGUUUCAGCUGACAUACAACAGCCUCGCGUUUUUCCCCACAUCCCUUUGCAUGUUUUCCAACCUGGAAUACCUGGACAUGAGCAACAACGCGCUCAGUGUUUUCCCCGAGGAUAUUCUGCAACUCACUCAACUAAAGACGCUGGUCGCGAAAAACAACCAACUGGACGAGGAUUCGUUUCCGAAGAGGUUCGGUUCGAUGCCCAUCGAGACGCUGAACUUCAGCGGGAAUCGAUUCCGAGAAAUACCGAAACAGUUCCUGGAACUAAGCCGACUGCAGUCUCUGUCCAUGGGAGGAAACAGAUUAAAAAGCAUCCCAGCAGAAAUAGACAACCUCACCAGGCUAGAGAUGUUGUAUCUGGGAGGGAAUCUGAUCUCUUUCAUUCCUCCUGAACUGGCUAACCUGCGCUGCCUCAGGUACCUGGUGCUGUGUGACAACUGCAUCCAGAGCAUUCCACCUCAGCUAAAAAGGCUGCACUCCUUGCUGUCUCUCAGUCUCCAUAAUAACCUCCUGACAUUUCUACCACGUGAGAUCCUCAGUCUCGUGCACCUACAGGAGCUCAGUCUCCGCGGUAACCCUCUUGUAGUGCGCUUCGUCAAGGACAUGACCAAUGACCCCCCUUCCUUGCUUGAGUUGGCAGGACGGACCAUUAAAUCCCGGAACCUUCCGUACGUUGUGAGUGACCUCCCAGCCAACCUGUGCCGCUACCUGGACUCGGCCAGCAAGUGUCCCAACCCCAAAUGUGAGGGUGUAUACUUUGACUCACGAGUGCGCCACAUCAAGUUUGUGGACUUCUGUGGAAAGUUCCGCCUGCCCCUCAUGCAGUACCUCUGCUCUCCUGAUUGUAGCUCUCCCUGCAGCUCCAACCCACAGAGCGACGCCGAGUCAGAGGACGAGAGUAGAGUACCGGCAGACAGGAUGCAGAGGGUGCUGCUGGGAUAGCACAGUCUUAAAGAAUAUUUUUUAUAAGGGGACA